Molecule: messenger RNA, 2381 nt
Organism: Drosophila serrata
Lineage: Eukaryota; Metazoa; Arthropoda; Insecta; Diptera; Drosophilidae
Gene: hfp
Product: Poly(U)-binding-splicing factor hfp
Biological process (GO): alternative mRNA splicing, via spliceosome; mRNA splice site recognition; regulation of alternative mRNA splicing, via spliceosome
Cellular component (GO): precatalytic spliceosome; catalytic step 2 spliceosome
Molecular function (GO): RNA binding
Source: RefSeq, a predicted model, not a curated record
AUCGAUAUAUUUUCAACAACCCUACUUGACAAUUUUUUUGCAAAACAUAUAAUUAACAAAAACAACGUUGCGGAUAACAAAUUGCCAAUAAAAUACGUGGAAAACAGAGAUCAUGGGCAGCAACGACAGAGCAUCAAGAUCGCCGCGUUCGGAUGAUCAGCGCGAGAUCAGCGACAUGCCGGCCACCAAGAGAUCGCGCUCCGACUCGGGCAAGUCCACGGAUUCGAAAAUUCCCUACCUUUCGCAGCCCCUGUACGACCUCAAGCAAACGGGCGAUGUCAAGUUCGGGCCGGGCACCCGCUCCGCCCUGCUAGGCCUCCUCGGUGGCGCCCUGCCCAAGCUCUCGUCGGAGCAGCAUGACCUCGUCAGCAAGGCCAAGAAGUAUGCUAUGGAGCAGAGCAUUAAGAUGGUGCUGAUGAAGCAGACCCUCGCACACCAGCAGCAGCAGCUGGCCACCCAACGCACUCAGGUGCAGCGCCAGCAGGCACUCGCUUUAAUGUGCAGAGUCUACGUGGGCAGUAUUUCAUUUGAGCUCAAAGAGGACACGAUCCGGGUGGCCUUCACCCCAUUUGGACCCAUCAAGUCCAUCAAUAUGUCGUGGGAUCCAAUCACACAGAAGCACAAAGGCUUUGCCUUCGUGGAGUACGAAAUACCAGAGGGCGCUCAAUUGGCACUGGAGCAGAUGAAUGGAGCCUUGAUGGGCGGCAGGAAUAUCAAAGUGGGACGACCCAGCAACAUGCCACAGGCACAGCAGGUCAUUGACGAGGUUCAGGAGGAGGCUAAGAGCUUUAAUCGAAUCUACGUGGCCUCCAUACAUCCGGAUCUGUCCGAGGAGGAUAUCAAGAGCGUCUUUGAGGCCUUCGGGCCUAUUCUUUACUGCAAACUGGCUCAGGGCACAUCCCUGCACACGCACAAGGGCUACGGCUUCAUUGAGUAUGCCAACAAACAGGCCAUGGACGAGGCCAUAGCCAGCAUGAAUCUCUUUGAUUUGGGCGGACAGCUACUGCGAGUUGGUCGUUCCAUUACCCCGCCAAACGCCUUGGCCUGUCCCACAACGAACUCCACAAUGCCCACAGCAGCUGCGGUGGCAGCCGCAGCGGCGACGGCCAAGAUCCAGGCCUUGGAUGCCGUAGCUAGCAAUGCGGUGCUGGGUCUGUCGCAGAACACACCUGCUUUGGCAGCCGGAGCAGUGGUCACCAAGGUGGGAGCUAUGCCGGUAGUUUCGGCCGCCACAUCAGCAGCUGCCCUGCAUCCCGCUCUGGCUGUUCAGGCAGCUCCAGCAGCAGCUCUUUUGCCGCCGGGCAUUUUCCAGGCACCUUCCGCCGUGGCACCUAGCCUGCUGGGAGUGCCAGCCGGACUGCAGCCUCUCCAGGCGGUGGCACCCACUCUUCCGCCACCCGCUCUGCUUGCCACGCCCACGCUGCCCAUACCUGGAGUUGCUGGCGGCGGUGUUGGAGCUGUCGGCGUACUGCCCACAUCGGUGGCCACUUUGGCCGCUGCGGUGGAGGCCAGCAAUGGUGCAGCAGUCGCAGCUCUCUCGGCAGCUGCCAAUAAUGCCGCUGUAACGGCGGCCAACCUCUCGGAGAACAUCAAAAAGGCGCACGAGAAGCAGCAGGAGGAGCUGCAGAAGAAGCUGAUGGACGAGGGCGAUGUGCAGACACUGCAGCAGCAGGAGACUAUGUCCAUCAAGGGCCAGAGUGCCCGCCAGCUGGUGAUGCAGCGUCUGAUGCGGCCUCAGGACUCGCGAGUGAUCAUACUGCGGAACAUGGUCGGUCCCGAGGAUGUGGACGAAACGCUGCAGGAGGAGAUCCAGGAGGAAUGCAGCAAAUUCGGCACCGUCAGCCGAGUGAUCAUAUUCAACGAGAAGCAAACGGAGAACGAGGACGACGACGAGGCGGAGAUCAUUGUGAAGAUAUUCGUUGAGUUCUCGGCCGGGGCGGAGGCCUUGCGCGGCAAGGAAGCGCUCCACGGACGAUUCUUUGGCGGACGAAGGGUGGUGGCUGAGCUCUAUGACCAGGGAAUUUUCGAUCAGGGCGAUCUGUCCGGCUAGAAGGAAGGUGAAGGAGAAAGGAGUCCUGACCUUGGUUUGCCCUUUUUUACUUAGCACCUAAAACGAUGAAAAUCGAUGCACGAUUAUUUAUUAACGCCAGUCCGCGAACGAAAAACUUACGUUGGCAGCCAGACUAUGAUAAAGAUUAUGAUUACGAUGAGAUGAUGAUUAUUCUGCAACGCAGUGAUUUAGAUUUAAAGUUAGAGAAGAUCCCCUGACCUGUAAAGUGUUUCGAUUUUGUAUUAUUUCAUGCCCAGAGACUACAAGGAAAUAAUAAUACACAAAUAUAACAAUCCCCCCAGCAAAACACACCCAAGCAAUGGAAAACUAA